Molecule: messenger RNA, 1541 nt
Organism: Drosophila takahashii
Lineage: Eukaryota; Metazoa; Arthropoda; Insecta; Diptera; Drosophilidae
Product: fatty acyl-CoA reductase wat
Biological process (GO): long-chain fatty-acyl-CoA metabolic process
Cellular component (GO): peroxisome
Molecular function (GO): alcohol-forming very long-chain fatty acyl-CoA reductase (NADP+) activity
Source: RefSeq, a predicted model, not a curated record
AUGACACCGAAAAACAAACUAUCAAGUCCCGAAAUGGACAGCGGGAUUCAAGGAUAUUAUAAGGAUAAGGUGGUGUUUCUGACAGGCGCCACAGGAUUUUUGGGAAAAGUAAUAAUUGAAAAACUCUUGCGAACUACGGAUGUAAAACGUAUUUAUUCAAUGAUCAGACCGAAACGGGGUCAGGAUAUUCAGGAACGCAUUGCCCUGUGGCAAAUGGAACCGCUUUUUGAAGUGCUGCUGCAGGAGAAGCCAGAGGCACUGAAGCGCAUCUCCAUCAUCGCAGGCGAUUGUUUGGAGUUCGACCUGGGCAUUAGUAAGGCGGAUCGCCAGCUUCUAACCUCCGAGGUGCAGAUAGUCAUCCAUGGAGCAGCCACCGUGCGUUUCAAUGAGCCACUCCAUAUCGCUCUGGCCAUCAACACACGGGCCACAAGACUCAUGCUCCGACUGGCCAAGGAGAUGGUACACCUGGAGGCCUAUUUGCACAUCUCAACGGCGUUUUCCAACUGCGUGAUAUUUCGAAUCGAGGAGAAAUUCUAUCCCGAGCACCUGACCUGCGAUUCGGAGAAGGUUCUGGCCAUGAGCGAGCUGCUGAGUGACCAAAUGAUGGAUAAUCUGACGCCCACUCUUCUGGGAUCCUUUCCUAAUACUUAUACCUACACCAAAGCCCUGGCGGAGGAUGUGAUCCUGCGGGAAGCCGGAGACCUUCCCCUGAGUAUCUUCCGACCUUCUGUUAUAAUUGCCACCCACAAGGAACCUGUAUGCGGAUGGAUAGAAAAUCUCUACGGACCCAUUGCUCUCAUUUAUGGCGUGGGUCAUGGUGUACUGCGUCUGGUGACCUACGAUAAAAACGCCUAUGCCAGCUUGGUGCCCGUGGAUUAUUGUGCGAAUGUGGCUGUGGCCAGUAUUUGGCAAACAGCUAAGGAAAGAAUCCCAAGAGAUUCGAGAUUACAGCCCGCUAUCUACACCCUGGCGCCCAGUGAAAAUAACCUAUUAAACGCCACGAACUUUAUAAAGUUCUCUUUAAGCCAGCGAUCUGAGUUCCCCUUGACCAAGAUGAUCUGGUACCCCUUCGUGCACUGCGUCUCCACAACGUGGCUUUAUCCGCUAGUCGCGUUCUUUUAUCACACUUUACCCGGAUUUUUCUUUGAUUUGGCUUUAAGACUUUCGGGAAGGAAACCUCGUCUGGUGAAGCUCUACCGAAAUAUACAUGCUAACAUCGCGGUUCUGCAGCACUUUAUGCACAACAGUUGGCACUUUGAAACGAAGAGCACAGAACGGUUGAGGGCCUUGAUGUCUCCGAAGGAUCAGCUAAUAUACAACUUCGAUAUGGAGGCUUUGGACUGGAAGACGUACUUCCAGAAAGCCCUAUUUGGCAUGCGACUUUACCUGGGAAAGGAACCUCAAACCAAAGAAUCCAUCGAGCAGGGCCGACGCCUAUAUCAGCGGUUGAAGAUCCUACACUAUACCCUGAUGAGCAUACUUUGUGUCAUUGCAGCUAUUAUCUUGUGGAGUCUGUUAAAAUUAUUUUUUUGAUUUUUAUU